UCUGUCAAUCUCUUGGUCCACACCGCCCUGAAGCCAACGAGGGCUCCCAGCCGGUCGCUACUCCCUGGCCGGGGAGAAAAGUUCCAAGCGAGAGCGGUGGAGGGACCAGGCCCACCAGGGGCUCGACUAGGCCUCGGCAAGCGGACGGUGCGAUGGGCGGAGCUUGCCUCGUUGCGGCCAAUGGGGUCGCUCGAUGCCAACCGUGACGUCAUCGUGCCACCUCUAGAAAGACGCGUGACAGGAAGAGAGACAGAGACACGGGACAAGGAGAGAGACAGAAACACGGGACAGGUUGGGGGAGACGGAGGCACCAUGAAGUGGCUCCUGGUCGCAGCGUUCAUCUCCCUCCUGCCUGUGACGUCGGCUGUGAAUCUGCAGCUCUCCCUGCCGGAGAGUGUGGAUGUGACUGAGGGAGAGAGCGUGACUCUUCCAUGCUCCUUCUCCCCACCGCCGACCAAGUCAAAUGCCCUCCUCAUCAAGUGGGUCAUGAUGCCCACACACUACUCGGAGAAGAUGCCCAAAUGGGAUAUCAUCGAGAUCUACGACUCACAUUCUGGAAAUUCGAGGCCCGGAGUGGCUGAGUUUGUGGGAGACGAGAAGGGUGACUGCUCCUUCAGGAUCCUCAACGUUUCCAGGACCCUCGGCCCCGUGUUUAAGUGCCACGUCUACUGUUACCGCUGUGGGACAGAUGACUGGAAGGUGUUUGGAGAGGUGAAGCUGAACGUGACGGCUGCAGCUCCACGGUCACGCGGGGAGACCUCACCGACACCACGUGUCCACUCCUGGUGGGAGACGGUGAAGCCGGUGGCGGCGGUGGUGACGGUGGCAACGGAGGCGACGGUGGUGACGGUGGUGACGGUGGUGAUUAUGGUGGUGGGCGUGAUCUUGACACCUGUGGCUGUCAUCCUCUUCAUCAAGUUUCACCCUUGGUCGUCUUGGAGCUUCCCCCGCUCAUACAGUGGCGAUGGGAAAGCAGACAUGAACGGUGGUGUGGAGGAGAAUGGGCAUCCACUGAUGAUGGUGAAUGGACACAAGGGGGACAACGGAGACAAAGGCACGGACGCCGUUUGAAGAAAUCUUAUGUGGGCUCCCCCGUGACCACCCUGGCCGUCACGUGGAGCCGCUCUUACCCACAGUGCAAUGCUGGAGUGCAGUGCUGACUGCCUGUGUUUAAUGUUGUCUCAGCCAUAGGCUGGAACAGUUCUGUUGGUCAAGUGACUGAUGUUUCUUGCUUUUUCUGAAGUUUUGAAGAGUGAGCAAGGCGAGCAGGCCACUGUUGUGUAUAUUGUGUUUAAAAAUAAAUGGAUGUUAUUUUAUGAAAUUAUGCAAAUUUAUGAAUGUAUGCAAAUGUGUGCAAUUGUGCUAAUUAGGCUCGAUUAAUAGUUUGUAUUAUGAUCAAUAGGUGUGUGUGUGUAGUUAAGUGUAUUAUGAUUCUUGGCUUGGUUUCGUUGUCUAGGGGUGUAUUACCAAUUGUGAUAAUACAAUGAUUUGGAAGAUCAAAGAAUCGCCCAACUGCGACUGUGGAGAAGUCCAAACCAUCAAGCACAUCACCGAUGAAUGCUCCAUCCAUGCCCAUCCUGGCAGUAUCACUAAAAUCCACACCGCGUCAACCACAUCAUUGGACUGGAAGAGGAACCGUUGCAUUCAUUUAUGACGAUCAUUAAGUAAAAAUAAAAACUGGUGCUUUUCACAAUGCCAUACGAAAGAAGAAGAAUACAAUGAUUCUUGCAUUAACUUUUACUGAUUAUGUUUUAGUGUAAUUACGUCCGGUCUCAGGAUUCAGAUCUCGCCGCAGAAUAUAAUUAAGAUCAUUAUGCAUAAACUUAGGAAGGAACCACUCAGACUCUUCUGCGUUAAGCAACUUUAAUAUCUAAAAACACUCUAGAUGUCCUACUCAUCGAUCCAUACAAUGAACCCUCAAUGAAUUUCGAUUUAAAGCUUUCGUGACUGCAGGGAUUCAUCUUCUUGGUUCUUUCGGUAAAGUCACGUAGAAGGGAAAUAAUAAAAUACAAAAAAUUAAACAUAAUAAAAUAAUUCUCACGACGUUUCGGCCACAACGCAAGCAGCCGUCCUGCUUGCGUUGUCGCCGAAACGUGACUUUACCGAAAGAACCAAGAAGAUGAACCCUCAAUGGUUACAUUUGUUAAAACUGAACAAUAGAACAAUAUGCUAACUCUUCAGAGUAGCGCGACCGUACACAACGAUAGUAAAAGUCCUUUAAAAUGACAGUAUUCAUACGGAAAAGUGCUAAAGAAACAUGUGCCCAAUGGCAAAAGUAGACAU
Messenger RNA from Lethenteron reissneri (Far Eastern brook lamprey), 2283 nucleotides. RefSeq lists its product as uncharacterized. Gene Ontology annotation, cellular component: membrane. Lineage: Eukaryota; Metazoa; Chordata; Hyperoartia; Petromyzontiformes; Petromyzontidae. The record is from RefSeq and is a predicted model, not a curated record.